UCAUGGGGCUUACGUGAAAAUGUGGAGACUUUGGUCCUUUCCUUGAUUAGGCGACGUGCGAGGGAUCAUGAACUCUGACGAUCACGUCGCGCAAAACUUUCUUCUUUCUCUCUCUCGCUCUCGGGUUUCGUGGAACAGCAAAGGUACAAUGGAAGCGUUUAGAAAAAGCGCGAGCUUGCUUCCACUUGUGGCCAUUUUGCUGGCGGAAAUCCAGUGCUGUUUCGGUCAGAUGUCAGGGAACGAGACGGGCCUACAGUGCUUUGGAAUGCAUGCUCUGAUUGGUGCUGCCGAGCCGACCCCCGUGAAGGCCAUCGCGUUGCUACAAGAAGCUGGCAAUUCAAACGUCACUGGAGUGGUCUAUUUCACACAAAACGCUACAGGAAGUCAUACGGCUCUGCACGGCAUAAUUCAAGGACUCAAACCAGGCUUACACGGCCUUCAUAUCCAUACAUCUGGCGAUCUAAGCAGUGGUUGCAACGUCCUGGGUACGCACUACAAUCCUUUGAACAGGAGGCAUAACGACAAUGUAAAUAUCGAUCGCCAUGCUGGAGAUCUUGGCAACAUCCAGGCAGCCGCCAAUGGCGUCGCCGAGUUCUUCUCUGCAAACUGUGAGAUCCCACUCCGGGGAGCGAAUUCCAUACUCGGAAGAUCCAUUGUCGUGCACGAUCACGCCGACGAUCUUGGGCGGAGCGGGAGUAUAUCUGGGAACGCUGGAGGUCCUGUUGCUUGCGGAAUAAUUGGCGUUCGCUACCACGCAUAGAUUUCUCUUUAUUUUGUUUGCUUUGUUCCCUCGUUCGCGCGCUUUUUCAAAAUUUUAAAUUCAAAAAUAUUGGUUUGCCCUA
This is a messenger RNA of Selaginella moellendorffii, 842 nucleotides long. Its product is annotated as superoxide dismutase [Cu-Zn] 4AP. The record is from RefSeq and is a predicted model, not a curated record. NCBI's taxonomy places the organism in Eukaryota, Viridiplantae, Streptophyta, Lycopodiopsida, Selaginellales, Selaginellaceae. Gene Ontology annotation, molecular function: superoxide dismutase activity; copper ion binding. Gene Ontology annotation, biological process: removal of superoxide radicals. The transcript has 8 exons. The coding region runs from base 68 to 760 and encodes 230 amino acids.